GAUAAAAAAAAGUCGAGUGACACCGGCAGUCUUUUUGGUUGUCUACCACUCAGAACGCGAGUUUCAGGGGUUGACUCAUCAGGGCAGGUCCGGUACUAAUAGAUUGAGGUAUCUCCCUUGUAGCAGCUACCAGUGCGAGAUUUUUACACCAUACUGGUGGAAAACAAUAAACCACUUCCAGACGAGUGUGACCAAAAUUUAUCAUCUUCAGUCCGAGGUUAAAUUAUCCAUCAAUCCACGAACAAUCUCGACCAUGGGUAGAAGAACAUCUACAGCGAUGAUGCGAAUUGCGAUCGCGGGUGCUGGGGGCUUUGCCUCCCUUCUGGCUCAGGAGCUCUCCCGUAGCGCCUACGCCAUAAUCGUUCUUUCGACAAAGGAACACCCGGAAUUCGAAGCCAAUUACGACUGCCAGGUGGCCGUAGUCGACUAUACUGUCCUUGAGGACCUUCAGUUCGCUCUCGAGGGCGUCGACCUUGUGAUUUCCACCAUUUCCGGCGCAGAACAACUUAACCUCAUCGACGCAGCUAGACGGGCUCGCGUGCGUUGCUUCGUACCUUCUGAGUUUGAGGGCUCCAUAAGCCGUAGGCCGCCGGCAGGAACUGAUCCCUUCGACAAUGAUUCAUCGACAGCUUUAGAUCAGCUCCGGCAUUGGUCACAGUCGAGACAGCACUCGAUGAAAUACACAGUAUUCUCAUGCGGCGUCUUCUACGAACGGUUCGCCCCUGGAGGCCUUCAAGCAUUCAACAUGGGCCUCGCCUGUCGGGUUAGGAACCAGGGAGACUACAUGGUAGAUGUAGGACAAGGGAUUGCCGAAGUUCCAGAAGCUACUCCUCAGGGCCGUCCCAUAUACAUCGUUAUGACAUCUGCAGUCGAUGUAGCACGAUUCGUCGCGGCGGCUGUCGAGCUGGGUAUUGAUACUUGGCCGAGAGAAUUCAAAAUGCGUGGUACCCGACUGACGACUCAGAGACUUCACGAGAUCUGUAGUGAAGUUCGAGGAGUCGAGUUCGAAGUGAUCACGAUACCAUACGAUCAGAUUGAGCAGUGGCUUCGUUACUACGAGCAGAGUCGGGACGAGGCUAAAUGGUACUCGAUGCAACAUCUCCUGCAGACCGCUAACGGCCGCUACACUUUUGGGGAGACAAAUUUGAACGAUGCGGUGGAUGUACAACCUACGAGCUUUCGUCAGUGGCUAUACAACACUUGGGGCCCGGCGUAGGCCUACCAGUCUUCCCGGUUCUAAUGGGCUUGGAUGGCUUGGAUGGCUGACUGGGUAUUCAUGUACGCCACCUAGAAACACUCGGGCAGCCGUCCAUGUAUCGUCGACCAUUCUGCCUACGACCGGCAUCUCUGACUUGUUGCUUGUUUAUCCAGCCACGGCGACUCUUCUAGGUGAUCUAGAACACACCAUGGCGGAGCCGAAGAGAAGCAUAUCAUUUAUUCUUAUUUACCGAUAUUUUCUACCUAAGCUAUAA
Messenger RNA from Annulohypoxylon truncatum, 1472 nucleotides. RefSeq names its product NAD(P)-binding protein. The coding region runs from base 254 to 1216 and encodes 320 amino acids. The transcript is spliced from 3 exons. NCBI's taxonomy places the organism in Eukaryota, Fungi, Ascomycota, Sordariomycetes, Xylariales, Hypoxylaceae. The record is from RefSeq and is a predicted model, not a curated record.